This is a messenger RNA of Ahaetulla prasina, 1385 nucleotides long. Its product is annotated as phospholipase A and acyltransferase 3-like. Gene Ontology annotation, cellular component: cytoplasm. Gene Ontology annotation, molecular function: A2-type glycerophospholipase activity; glycerophospholipid phospholipase A1 activity. Gene Ontology annotation, biological process: N-acylphosphatidylethanolamine metabolic process. Bases 1 to 552 code for a protein of 183 amino acids. Lineage: Eukaryota; Metazoa; Chordata; Lepidosauria; Squamata; Colubridae. The record is from RefSeq and is a predicted model, not a curated record. The transcript has 4 exons.
AUGGAGAUCCAUUACAAUGUGGAAGAAGGCAGAAUGGAGAAGGCUGCCUUCAAACCACAAUUUGCUUGGGUGGUGGGACAGCCUCUUCAUUGGACCGGGAUCAAAAAAGAUGUGGAACACGUCUUUCAGAACGGAGACCUCCCGAAACCUGGAGAUAUGAUCCAAUUCCAGAUGCUUGGAUUUCAACAUUGGGGUAUCUACAUAGGCGAGGAGCAAGUUGUACAUUUUGCCUGGCCACCGCUUAAGUUUAAAGUCCGGAAGGAAAAAAUCAAGGAUGUCCCGGGAGUUCUGAAAACUGCCGUGUGGAACAAAUUCGAUGAAAAAUAUACCCCCUUGGAUCCCGCUUGCGUGGUGAAGAGAGCUCGGAGCAUGGAGAACAAGGUCCUCAGAUACAACCCCACCAACGCAAACUGCGAGCACUUCGCCACCUUGAUGAGAUACGACAAGGCGCUGUCUGACCAGGCAGAAAGAUUUUACUUUACUGUAGAUCGGGGUUUCGAGCAGGAGAUCAGAAGAUACUUAGCGGAGGUUGACUGUGGAUGGAAGAGGUGAACGCUUCCAGAGAAAGCCUCCUUGAGCCUCACUCAUGUGGAUCAAAUCUUGGCUUAUGGGAUAAAAUAAAACCAGAGGAUUUUCGAAGCUAAGUCGCUCAAAAGUAGAUCUUGUAUGCUUUGACAAAAAUAGGAGGGAAUUUGGGAAUGUAAUGUUUUGUUUAGAUUGGCGUUUCUCAAACUUGGCAACUUUUGACACGCCUGAACUUAAAAAUCCAAGUCCCAAAAGGUGUUUUUUUUCUUUCCUUUUUCCAACUGGACUUUCUGGUUUUUCUUUGAAGACAUUUCGCUUCUCAUCCCAGAAGCUUCUUCAGCUCUGUUGUGGGAGUUGCGCCUUUGUUAUAAAUGCCUGUUCCAAUACUUCUAUGGGUAGGUACAAGGGAUUUUCAGCUCUCGUGAAAUUCGUGUUCCACUCGCUCUUUCAAAACCUCCGUUGUGAAAUUAAUCCGUCUUAUUCUUUCAUUGGGAAGUUGGAGCUGUGCUUUCUGCAGGAUGUUGAAGAAGCUUCUUGGAUGAGAAGCGAAACGUCUUCAAGUAAAAACAAAACCCACUUGCCUCUUGGGGAAGGUAGCAACUUUCGGACAACCAGGACACCUGGAUCUCCAGAGACAUUUAAAAAUCCCAGCAUUUCCCAGCCUGCACGAUACAUUGAACUACACGGCUUGGAUCGGUAUGACCUGCUAAGAUAUAGAUGUUAAUCUUAAAAAAGCUAAACAGAAUCAGAUCUGCUUAGGACUUGGAUAGGAGCCCACUAGUAUUGCAUAGGUAGCAUGCCAAAACAAGAUACAAGGAGAGUAUUUUUCCACCAGGCCAUUACUCUGCUAAAAAACUAAU